Messenger RNA from Colletotrichum destructivum, 531 nucleotides. RefSeq lists its product as uncharacterized. The transcript has a single exon. The coding region runs from base 1 to 531 and encodes 176 amino acids. Lineage: Eukaryota; Fungi; Ascomycota; Sordariomycetes; Glomerellales; Glomerellaceae. The record is from RefSeq and is a predicted model, not a curated record.
AUGGCGUACCUAUGCCAUCGAGUGGUCGGGUUUCGCAUUGGUGACGUAUUUUUUGUGUGUACGGAGUACCUUGGCGGUUAUCACAUUGUAUUUUUCCUGCAAAGAAAUCAUUUUCCUCAGGGAAGGGGGGGUUCGCUUCAUACAAUUGCUUUUUGGCAAACAUUUGAGGUGGUUGCCUUGGGAGUGGGGAAGCAGUCAUGUGUUUUCGUCGUACCUAUUGCAGUGUACUCUGGAGGAACAUUAUCUUUUGCUGUUCCAGUGCGUUUGCUUGUUGGUGGAAGGGUGGGGGAGGGGAGGAUCUAUCUAUACCCCUUUUGCAAUGGAACGUCGUUAUUUGCCCCUGCAGAAGCCAGAGCUAUCCGCUCCGUCGGAUUUUGGAUGGUUCUGCGUCGGGGAUUCGCCAGCGCAAAACAGGGAAGAGUGAGGGAGGCAGGCCAUUGGCGUGUUUCCUUCCGUUCCAAACAUCCCCAGACGAACAUGGGGCACCAGCUCCGUCUGUCGUCCUUUCUUCUCGCCUGGCCUCAAGGGUGA